Messenger RNA from Artibeus jamaicensis (Jamaican fruit-eating bat), 1370 nucleotides. It is a transcript of the gene ARL4A, whose product is annotated as ADP ribosylation factor like GTPase 4A. NCBI's taxonomy places the organism in Eukaryota, Metazoa, Chordata, Mammalia, Chiroptera, Phyllostomidae. Bases 450 to 1052 code for a protein of 200 amino acids. The transcript is spliced from 2 exons. Gene Ontology annotation, biological process: vesicle-mediated transport; intracellular protein transport. Gene Ontology annotation, molecular function: GTP binding; GTPase activity. Gene Ontology annotation, cellular component: cytoplasm. The record is from RefSeq and is a predicted model, not a curated record.
GCCCGACCGAAGACAGCCAUUGGCUGCAGAAAGUAAGGGCUCCCUGGGCAGAAACCCCAGCUCGUCCACUACCAGCUUGUUCCAGGAGUGCUCAAACGUGACCUUGUUUUGCGGUUGCUAGGAGACCUGGCUCCCGUUCGCCCCCCACUGGCCAGCUCAGGGACCGAAGCUGGAAGGGGGCGGGGCCGCGGCAGGUUCGGGAAGCGGUCGCAGCAGCACCGUUAAGACGGCCUCGCCCCGGGCGCCCGCCCGGCGCCUCUCGAAGCGGCGACCGGGCCCCUGCCACCGCCCAGGCCUAGCUGGUGCUCUCCAGAGCGGCUGCGAGCGAUGUGGGGUCUGGACGAGGCUUGGACCGUUAGUCAGCAGUCUCGUAGCUGGAUCCCCUAGGAGAAGUUGUAAAGCAGUAAGAAGAAAGCGUUUCAGUUUGGAACACUUUGUUGCAACUGGAAAUGGGGAAUGGACUGUCAGACCAGACCUCUAUCCUGUCCAGCCUGCCUUCGUUUCAGUCCUACCACAUUGUUAUUCUUGGUUUGGACUGUGCCGGAAAGACAACUGUCUUGUAUAGGCUGCAGUUCAAUGAGUUUGUAAAUACCGUACCUACCAAAGGAUUUAACACCGAAAAAAUUAAGGUAACCUUGGGAAAUUCUAAAACAGUCACUUUUCAUUUCUGGGAUGUAGGUGGUCAGGAGAAAUUAAGACCACUGUGGAAGUCAUAUACCAGAUGCACAGAUGGCAUUGUGUUUGUUGUGGACUCUGUCGACGUUGAGAGGAUGGAAGAAGCGAAAACUGAACUUCAUAAAAUAACUAGGAUAUCAGAAAAUCAGGGAGUCCCUGUACUUAUAGUUGCUAACAAACAAGACCUAAGGAACUCAUUGUCUCUCUCAGAAAUUGAGAAAUUGUUAGCAAUGGGUGAACUGAGCUCAUCAACUCCCUGGCAUUUGCAGCCCACCUGUGCAAUCAUAGGAGAUGGAUUAAAGGAAGGACUUGAGAAACUACAUGAUAUGAUAAUUAAAAGAAGAAAAAUGUUGCGGCAACAGAAAAAGAAAAGAUGAAUGGUGAUACCGUUCAUGUCUGUGUGGAGUAGGUUUUCUGUGGUCUGAUUUUGACAAAUGGAAGAGUGUCUACAGCCUGGUCUGCCUGCCUGCCCUCCUGGAUGCUGUUAAAGCUUUGUUUUUCUGGACAGUCAGAUGCCCAACUCUGUUGCCUUGUGAAGAUGAGUAAAUGCAGUGCUGCUUAAAAUGGUCUCUUCUCCCUACCCCACAAAUCUUCUGGUACUACCAUUUUGGGAAGCCAAGCAAAGAUAGUAAAUUGAUCAGAAAAGAGUUGUGGAAAUUUGACCUGAAGUUAGUGAAAUAAAACUUUGAAGAAGA